Ectocarpus sp. CCAP 1310/34 is the source of this 534-nucleotide messenger RNA. The record is from the annotation of a GenBank genome assembly. Lineage: Eukaryota; Phaeophyceae; Ectocarpales; Ectocarpaceae.
AUGACUUCGGAUGCUGCAGGGCGCCAACGCAAGUCCGUCUUGUACAACCUCAAACUGUCUCCAGGGAAGGGUCGCGCCGGCGCCACGCACGCCAUCUUUCUCGGUCACACCAUCUCCCCGGCAGGUGUUAGCCCUGAUGGCGUCAAGGUUAGGGCGCUCACGCACAUGCCGCCGCCGACGAAUGUUAAGCAGCUUCGGAGUCUUCUCGGUGGACUCAGCUACUACCGGAAAUUCCUCAAGAAUCUCGCCACCAAGGUGCGGCCUCUCAACUCUCUUCUCAAACAAGGCGUCCCCUUCAAGUACACCCCGGGCAUGGUCAAGGUUGUCAAAACGUUGUUAAGCGAACUCGCUCGCCCCCCGAUUUUGGUCUUCCCGGAUUGGGCAGCAAUCGAGGACAACAGCCGUCCUCUUCGUUUGUGUUCCGACGCGUGUAUCGACGGUUUUGGCGCCUCCUUGGAACAAGAACAGCUCCAUGGCUCGGUGAGACCCAUCGUGUACAUCAGCCGCGCUACUCUUCCUGCGGAGCGUAACUAG